Molecule: messenger RNA, 2272 nt
Organism: Thalassophryne amazonica
Lineage: Eukaryota; Metazoa; Chordata; Actinopteri; Batrachoidiformes; Batrachoididae
Product: carnitine O-acetyltransferase-like
Exons: 14
Coding region: 140-2026 (628 amino acids)
Biological process (GO): carnitine metabolic process, CoA-linked
Cellular component (GO): peroxisome
Molecular function (GO): carnitine O-acetyltransferase activity
Source: RefSeq, a predicted model, not a curated record
CUUGCGGUUGCCUUUGCUAACAGAGUCCGGAGGUGGUGGUGAAGCGGACAGCUGAGUUUGUCCUUGAUAUGACUAUCCUGAGGUUUUCCAUGUUUAUUCCCGGUGUACUCAAACACUUCACCGCGUCCAGCUGUCAAAAAUGUUGAGCCUUUUUGUCCGAGCUGUGCUGCGACCACGUUUAGUGAAGCCGUGUCGACUGUCAAAACCAGUAACACAGAUCCCAGACAGAUCUCUGGCUCAUCAGGAGGGUUUGCCAAAGAUGCCUGUGCCGCCCUUGAAGCAGACAUUUGAGUACUACCUGGCUUCACUGGAGCCCAUUGUAAGUGAAGAGGAGCUGGAAAAUACCCGCAAACUGGUUGAUGAAUUCCUCAAAGGUGGUGUUGGAGAAAGGCUGCAGAAAGGUCUAGAGCGGCGUGCACGAAAGACAGACAACUGGCUGUCAGAAUGGUGGAUGCAGUUUGGUUAUCUGGAUUCUCGGAUGCCAGUGGCUGUCUAUACCAGCCCAGGGGUUGUUCUGCCCCGAAUGCAUUUCCAAGAUAGCCAAGGACAGAUGAGGUUUGCUGCUAAAUUGAUUGCAGGAGUAUUGGAGUUUAAAGUCAUGAUUGACAAUGACACCUUGCCUGUGGAGUACUUAGGUGGGAAGCCACUGUGUAUGGACCAGUACUACAAGAUCUUGUGCACGUGUCGCAUCCCUGGACCAAGGAGAGAUACCGUUGUAAAUUAUGCCACAGGAAAAACCUGUCCAACUCACAUCACUGUGGUCCAUAAUUUCCAGUUUUUUGUCUUGCAUGUGUACAACAGCGAUGGGUCCCUGUUGACAGUGGAUCAGAUUUACACGCAACUGGAGAAAAUCUGGAACUCUUCACUGCAGACCAAUAAGGAGCCGAUUGGUAUUCUGACAUCACACCAUCGCAACACUUGGGGAAAGGCUUAUAACAACCUGAUCAAGGAUAAGACUAAUAAAGAUUCAGUGCGUGCCAUCCAGAAGAGCAUCUUCAUGGUUUGUUUGGACGCCCCAAUGCCUCGGGUGUCUGAUGAGCUGUACCAGAGUCAGGUGGUUGCUCAGAUCCUGCAUGGAGGAGGAGCUCGCUUGAACAGCGGAAACCGUUGGUUCGAUAAGACGUUGCAGUUCAUCAUUGGUGAAGAUGGAACAUGUGGCCUGGUGUACGAGCAUGCGCCUGCUGAAGGUCCACCCAUUGUUUUCCUCAUCGAUUACGUCGUUAAAUACAUGCAGAAGACUGAAAUAGUCCGCUCCCCUAUGGUUCCACUGUCCAUGCCUCCGAAACUGCGUUUUAACAUUACACCAGAGAUUAAGAAGGAUAUUGAAAAUGCCAAACAGAACAUGACCAUAAUGGUGCACGACUUGGAUGUGAAAGUGCUUAUGUUUUCACAUUUUGGAAAAAAUGUGCCAAAGCAGCACAACUUGAGUCCUGACGCCUUUGUGCAAAUGGCUUUUCAACUUGCAUAUUUCAGGAUGAAUAAUAUGUGCUGCUCUACCUAUGAGACGGCAUCACUACGAAUAUUUAAAUAUGGUCGAACAGACGGAAUCCGUGUAACAACCAUGGACUCUGUUAGAUUUGUCCAAGCCAUGGGAGAUUCAGCUAAACAGAACUCGGAGAAGGUGGCACUGCUGCAGAAGGCUGUUCAGACCCAUAAGGAGAAAGCAUAUAAGGCAAUUCACGGACAGGCCAUUGACAGACACCUCCUCGGUUUGAAGAUGCAGAGUAUUGUAGACCUAACCUCCAUGCCAGAGAUAUUCAUGGAUACCUCUUAUGCUGUAGCUCAACAUUACAAUCUCUACACCAGUCAGGUUGGCUCUAAGACAGACUGCGUAAUGUGUCUUGGUCCGCUGGUGCCAGAUGGCUACGGAGUCUGUUACAAUCCCAUGGAUGAGCACAUCAACAUCGCCAUCACGGCCUUCAACAGCUGCGAGGAAACAAAUGCUGCCCAGUUUGCCCAGAGUGUAGAGGAUGCUCUGUUGGACAUGAGAGCUCUCCUCGAACACACAGCUGCACCCAAGCAGUGAUCCCGCUCAGCAGCCUGGUGUUGUGUUUGUGUCCCGCUUGGCUGAAUGGAAGCUGGAAGUGAACUGAGGUGGCACAGUGCCACCGUGGUGUGAGUGCACAGUGUUGUGAGUGAGGACAGGCCUGUCGAGGACGGCUUCUGCGACCUAAAAUGUGACUGAGAUGCCAAAUCUUCAUCAAGGAGAUUCUAUAUUUUAAUAUGUUGUUAUACAUUAUACAAAUGUAUAUUAAAAACAUUAUAUAAACAU